UGGAUGCUUUCAGUGCGUAAAGUCUAUCUGGAUGAGCUUAAGCGGCUUAUAGUUUGUCAAAAUUAUGACGUCAUAUCUGCGGUUGUUGACUGUUUUCUUGAUAUGCACGUAUGACGCAAAAACGGCACCAACAAAUAGAGGUGCAAAGGUGACUGCAACAAUAAAUGCGGCAGAAGAGAUGUCUCACCAAAAGGUUGAGCGUGAAAAGAGGAAUAUUGAAGUGCCGCCACCGGAAAUUCUUCGUUUCAUGCGUCGCUUUGGUUAUUUGGAACCCAAUCCCAGCGAUUCGGAGUCACUUUAUCACGAGUCAGCAAUCAUAGAAGCCAUAAAAACUAUACAAAAAUAUGGAGCCCUCAAUCAGACCGGCGAGUUGGACAAUGAAACGUUGGAGCUCUUCAACAAACCACGUUGCGGUGUCCCUGACAUUGAAGGCACUCCCUAUUAUCUCACGAGUAGCACACAACGCUCAUUCGUUCAAAGUGUCAGAGACAAAAGACGUGACUCACAACGAGCAGAGGGAGAUUCUGCAAAGCGCCGCAAACGCUUUGUGAUCGGCGCGCCAACUUGGAGGAAGCGGCGUAUACGUUACUUCAUCGGCAAUUGGUCGCAGAAAAUUCCGCGCACUCAGGUCGAACGUGACAUUGCACGUGCUCUUGCGUUGUGGGCUCAAUACAGUGGACUUCGAUUUGAACGGACCAAUGACACAGAUGCUGAUAUAAUAAUAGGUUUCGGUAGGCGUUACCAUGGCGAUAACUUUGCUUUCGAUGGACCCGGCAAUAUAUUGGCACAUGCUUAUUAUCCAUAUGAAAUGGGCUCUUGGGGUGGUGACGUACACUUUGAUGAGGAUGAGAAUUGGCAGGAAAACUCAACAGAUCUCGCGACCGGUGUUGACUUCUAUGCUGUGGCGUCACACGAAAUUGGACAUAGUUUGGGCUUAGCGCAUUCACCACACUACAACUCCAUUAUGUUUCCAUACUAUAAAGGACCUGGUGCGGGUACGGUACUGGAUUAUGAUGAUACAUUGGCUGUGUAUUCCAUAUACUUGACUAAAGUUUUGGAGGACGACGUCACCACUGCGCCGGCCACAACAAUAAAACCAAAAAAUGUUGAAACCACCACUUCUAUUGAUGAGGAAAAGACACUAGAGCAAGUGACGAGGCGCUCGACUCCAACGUUUUAUGACGAUUAUGAAACUGUUAACCAACACAAAAGUCGGUUUGACUACAACACAACAACACAACCGGAACUAUCAACAAUCAAGGCAACGUCACGCACACCAACACCAGGAACAACCGCUUUAUGGCAAAAACCGGAAAUCUCCACUGUGCCAAAUAUAUGUCUUGGCAAAUUUGAUGCCGUAAGCGUUUUAAAUGGUACUGUGCACAUUUUCAAGCAUGAAUAUGUUUACAAAUUAACGCCGCGGUACACCGUUAUGAAUGGUUAUCCGCUGAGCAUUUAUGCGCUGUUUCCAUUUCUGCCGCCUGCAACUAAACGAAUAGAUGCUGCUUAUGAACGCUACGAUGGCGCUGGUGUAUUUUUUACAGGCGACAAAUAUUGGGUUUUCAGGUAUGAGCAAGGCACCCAGCCAGCUCUUAUUGAAAAUAGUCCACUUCCGAUAGAGAAUUUGAUUGAUAACGUUGCGAAUGUUGAUGCAGUUAUGCUAUGGCCGAAAAAUAAUCUGACCUACAUAUUUGCUGGUGACAAGUUUUGGCGUUUGAAUGAUCGUUUAAACUCGCUAGAUGUUGGCUAUCCAAAGUCGAUACGUCGUUGGCCGGGCAUACCGAACCAAAUUGAUGCAGCAGCAACAUUGACUAAUGGCAAAACUUAUUUCUUUAAAGAUAAUCUUUAUUGGCUUUAUGACAACAUCAAUAUUCGACCGAUGCGUGGCUAUCCGAGAAGAUCGUCAAGCGCUUGGUUGCACUGUGCAGCGACAACAAGAAGACCAUUACGUAAUCACAAUACAACCGUUACUUUUAUUUCAACUUAACUUUAUCGCCAUUUAUUUGUUGUGUUCGUGUUUUAGAUUUAGUUUUCGUCUUACUUGUAGUUUCAAUUUUAGUAAAUGACUUAAAUAAGGCAA
Ceratitis capitata (Mediterranean fruit fly) is the source of this 2080-nucleotide messenger RNA. Its product is annotated as matrix metalloproteinase-25. Bases 65 to 1987 code for a protein of 640 amino acids. The record is from RefSeq and is a predicted model, not a curated record. Gene Ontology annotation, biological process: collagen catabolic process; proteolysis; extracellular matrix organization. The transcript is spliced from 10 exons. NCBI's taxonomy places the organism in Eukaryota, Metazoa, Arthropoda, Insecta, Diptera, Tephritidae. Gene Ontology annotation, molecular function: zinc ion binding; metalloendopeptidase activity. Gene Ontology annotation, cellular component: extracellular matrix.